AUGCAAAUGCAGGUUAAAGGGCAGAAAAAAGAAAACAUAUCCGGUGUAUACGCUAAAUGUACUGUAGGAUUUAAACAAGCUGAAGUUGAUCUGUUAAAUUUACUGCAUUUACACGAAAAUGAAAUUUUCGAAAUCCUUCCUAAAAAUGUAGUUGGAAUAGGAACUACAUUUGAAAGGUCAUACAAAGAACCUUCUAUUGUUCUCUAUAUAAAUAAAUCCCUUGAGCUCUCCGAUGAAAUAAUUAGAAUAUUAUUUAAAAUAUUAAAACGUCCACCAGAAGAUGUUAUAAUUUGCCAAUUGUCUACUGAGAAUGAAUCAGACGAAAAUGCAGGAAACAACAAUAACAAGAAUACAAUUGACGAUGGUUAUAAUGACUAUUUAGAAAAUGAAAAUAUUGUGGAUAAAAAUGGCAGUGAAGAUGACAGAGAAAAUGGAAGUAGUACUAACAAAAAGUACGAAAGUAACAGAGAUGAAGAUGAUCAUAUUGAAAAUCGACAAGAUGAUAACAAAAAAAGAAAUAAAAAGGAAUCUAAUGAAAAUAAUAAAGACAACGGAAAAGAAGAUGGCGGAGACGGUGGAGAUGAGCCUAAUGGAACAAAUGGUGUGAAUUUAGAUGGAUUUAUUAAAGCGAGCGCUUCCGUAAAUAUAAUGUUUGAAGAAAUUAUCCAAAAAGCCACAAUGCAGUUUAUUUUGCAAAUGAAGCACCCAAAUAAUAAAAAUGACAGGCUAGAUAUAGCAGUCACCAAAAUAUCCAUUUCUGGUGGGAGAAUGUUGUCGAAUCAAUCAAAGUCAAUAAAAGUUAUAGGAUAUUACCCAAUUGAAGUUCAAGUUUCUUUUACAGCCAUUUCAAAAUUAUUAGAAGACAAAGACAGCAAUUUGAUUAAUUUUGUAAACGAAUCUAUCCCAAUUCGAAAUAUAAGUACACAAACACACACCAAAACAGUAAAAAAAGGAGUGGCGGCAGGUUUUGAGGGAUAUACCCCUAAUGCGAUCGUAAAUUACGGCCAGGAGGAAAUUAUUAGUGAGGAAAAUAUUCCAAUUGUCACUAUCACAACUGUUGAAAGUGGUGGAACAAGGUUUUUAUGGGAACAUGCUUUAAACAAUAAGAAAAGAAAAAUUCCCGGAUACUCAGCACCAACACAUAAAGCUGAUUUUGAGUAUGAAAAGGUUCUAGUAAAAGAAUUUGAAAUAAAGAUGGAGCUAGUUUUGGCAUCAGAAUUUAAGAGUCGAUUUUCAAUAUCUCGGGUAAACAAACUUCCAGAAAAGCUGCGAUUUUCACUUUCUAUAAUAAUAAAAGAAGAUAAAAUUCAAGAAAUAUUUAAGGAAAAUAGCGAGACAAAAUGUACCCAUCGGGAGCCCUUGAUGGCAAAUAAAGAGAAUGGUUUCAAAGUUAAUUCAGCUCCAAAGAAUUUUCCAGGGAAGGAUGGAAUCAUAUAUUCACAAGAAAUAGAGAAUCACAAUGAAUAG
Acaulospora morrowiae is the source of this 1467-nucleotide messenger RNA. Lineage: Eukaryota; Fungi; Glomeromycota; Glomeromycetes; Diversisporales; Acaulosporaceae. The record is from the annotation of a GenBank genome assembly.